GCCCCGACGACCCGAUGUCCCAGCAAACCUGGCCCCGUCAGUCUCUGUUCAUUCAUAACCAGCAGUUGACUCCUAGCUGAGUCACCUUCAAGAGGGCUGCAUGUAGCAAUUGUUCUCACUCCUAACGAGCCGCCGCGGGAACGCUUUCCGCUGAUAUUAGAGACUACUUUUUUAGCCGCCUCCAAAAGUAGCAGAAACUCGCCCAGCGGCAUCGUCCGUCGAUAAACCUAAGGCGCUUGCUCUCCUGCUGAUAGCCCUGCUCGUCCGCUUCCGCGCUUCGAAACCCUAGAUUCUUCUUAGCAUUGCUCUCACUAUAUAACCUAAUUAACGCUCCCAAUCAUGGCGGCUCGGGACGCAGCGCCUGAGUGCGAGGGCGUGCCGAUUACUCUCCCCAAUUCCGCGCAUCGUCGAGGGAACCUUCUCAGCAUGUUCAGCCCGCGAAUCGGCGCGAGCCCGGGUCUCGUGGGCUUCACCCCGCGCUUCGAGGUCGGCGCGCGGCUCGGCGAAGGCUCCUACGGCGUCGUUAACGUGUGCCGCGAGAAGGCCGUUUUGACACGUCAGCUCUCGCGACAACCCAGCUACGGCGCUAGCAAUCUUCGCCCAAAUACCGGAGGCUCCGCCGCCGCCGCUGCCGCCGCCGCCGUCGCCGCCGUCGCAGGUGGCAGACCUGCCGCCGAGACCGCCGCAAACGGCGCCGCGAAUGGCGGCGCUGCCGGCGGAGGGGGCGGCGACAGCGAUGAGGAGGAGAUCGGAGGGCCAGACGUCGCGCGCCCGCAUAUCUGCGCGAGCGUGGAGCGCGUGGAAGAGACGGAGGCGGCGUUUCUCGCGGCGCAAAACGCGGCGGCCGGCGGCGCGGAAGGGAAAUUAGUACCAAAGGCGGCCGGCACGGAGCCGCCGGUGCCGGCCGCGGGGAGGAUGUACGCGUGUAAGACGGUGGAUAAGGUUCUUAGCGAGGAUGGCGGUGUGAGCCAGAAGAAAUUGUCGACGCGCGAAUUGGAGGUGCGAGUUAACGCGCUCAAGCACGAAAUUAAGGUGCUGAAACACGUGGGGUAUCAUCCGAACAUUGUAGCGGUUGUCGGGGUGUACAAUAACGAGAAGCGGCUGCGACUCGUUAUGGAGCUCUGCGACGCCGGGGACCUGCUGGGGCUUUUAACGAAUCCUCCCAAGAAGCCGGUAGCUAAAAACGCGGAUGUUAAUGGGGACGGAGGUGCGAAUAAGGAGGGUGAUUCUAACAAAGGAUCGGGAGGCAACGAGACGAAGCCGGAACACCACCGGGGGAAAUCUCUCAUAAAGAUAUCGCAAUUCUUCAAAGGGUUGGCUAAGGGGACGGCCGAUGCGAAACCAGCAGAAGCAGCAGGUGCUAAUUACGCGGAUGGCAGCAGCAGCGCAGCGAAGCAACCCGAAACGGUGCUGCAAACGGGGCUAUCGGAGAGGCAGACGGCGCUGAUGUUCCGGCAGCUGGUGAAAGCGGUGGAGCACUGCCACUCCAGACAGGUGAUCCACCGUGACAUCAAGCUAGAGAACGUUCUGCUGAACAACUGCCACUGCAGCAAAUGCAAGGCUGGAGCAGGAGCGGGAGAGCAGGAGAGUACGAAACAGCAGCAGCAGCAGCAGCAGCAGCAGCAGCAGCAGCAGCAGCAGCAGCAGCAGGGGCAGCAGGGGCAGCAGCAGGUGGAUCAGCAGCAGAGGGCCGAGCCCUCUACUUGCUCCGGUUACGCCGUAAAGCUCGCAGAUUUCGGGCUGGCGAAACUGCUGCAGCCGACCCAACUAAUGGCGAUGGGCAACAAGGGCAGCCAGCUGUACAAAGCGCCCGAGGUGGCGCAGGGCCGGUGGUAUACCACCCAGGCAGACAUGUGGUCCCUGGGCGUGGUACUCUACGCUUUGCUAAGUGCCAGGUUUCCGCCCCGGGAUGGGGAGGGCAUGGUGGCUUGGGACGCGGUUUCGGACCCGAGGUUGUUGUUUAAGGGGGCAAGCUGGAAGGCUGUAAGUGCGGAGGCAAAGGCGCUGGUGAGCAUGCUGCUGUCGUGGGAUUCGAAGCAGCGGCCGAAUUGCGGGGAGAUUUAUGAACACCCGUGGCUCGUGCAGCACUGUAGAUGAGAGGGGAGAGGGGAGAGGGGAGAGGAGGGAAUGCGUGUUGUUGGGGGUGGGGGGGGAAGCUGGAAGGGCGUGAGUGUGGAGGCAAAGGCGCUAGUGAGCAUGCUGCUGUCGUGGGAGUCGAAGCAGCGGCCGAAUUGUGGGGAGGUGUUUGACCAUCCCUGGCUGGUGCAGCACUGCAGAUGAGAGGGUAGAAGGGAGGAGAUGGCAGAGAGUGCUGGAUGGCCAGUGGCAAAGUGGAGUGCAGAUGGGUGGAGGGUGGAGAGCGAGAGGAGUUUGAGAUGGAAGCAGAACGAGUAGUCGCCUGACUCGCCUCUGAAGAUGGAAUGCGGAGGGAGGAGUGGGAGAGUGGGGGUUGGGGGGUGGAGGGUGGAGAGUGGAGGUGGGAGAUUUGAGACAGGCGAGGUUUACAGUUUUCUCAGAAGGUCUGUGCGCUGGCCAGACUCCACUGGAGAGGGUACAGGAGCAAUGGUACAAACCUGUUGGUAGGUAAAUGGGUUGUACUGACACCACAAGCACAGAGGAGCAUUGUUGAUUUGACACCAUAAGCAGGAGCAGACUUAGCUUUCUGCCUCCUCCCCCUCAUUCUGUUUUGUGCAAUGCCCAUGGUGGUGGGUGCUGAAAUCCGCACUUGCGUUGAGCGCUGAGUCUCUGACCUUCGUCACCCUUCAGCAGUUCUACACAACAUUCCGUAAUAGCCCGGGGUCUUCUAUGUUGGGCUGAGAAAUGCCCUUAGGAUCUUUCCAGAGACUAAGUCCCAGUCGUAGAAUGAGGCUUUGAGUAGUGCAGCGGAAGUUGAGGCAGUUGAACCCUUGUACUAGUAUAUGAGAACAACUCUCAUACCAUGUUGGGCUGAGAAAUGCCCUUAGGAUCUUUCCAGAGACUAAGUCCCAGUCGUAGAAUGAGGCUUUGAGUAGUGCAGCGGAAGUUGAGGCAGUUGAACCCUUGUACUAGUAUAUGAGAACAAGUGAUUAAUUAAA
Molecule: messenger RNA, 3074 nt
Organism: Closterium sp. NIES-67
Lineage: Eukaryota; Viridiplantae; Streptophyta; Zygnematophyceae; Desmidiales; Closteriaceae
Source: the annotation of a GenBank genome assembly